Molecule: messenger RNA, 1970 nt
Organism: Periophthalmus magnuspinnatus
Lineage: Eukaryota; Metazoa; Chordata; Actinopteri; Gobiiformes; Gobiidae
Exons: 16
Coding region: 1-1959 (652 amino acids)
Source: RefSeq, a predicted model, not a curated record
AUGGCGUACUGGCUCCUCCUCUUCUUCUUAAGUCACGCUCUGCUGUUUGGAAGUUCCCAGGCGUCGAAUUUCCAGCUGACGAAUUAUGUGACCAGGCCCCCAGUUUACACCGUACAGACCCCCAUAUGGACAUUUAUCCCCAACUGCUGGACGCCGUGGUUCGAUCGCGAUGACCCCGCCGAUACUGGAGACUGGGAGACUCUCUUUGAGCUGAGGCAGGAGCACCCGGGCAAAAUCUGUCAAAAGCCGCUGCAGAUCCAGGUGCAGACCACAGGGGGCGCUCCAGCAGCCUCCACCGGGGAAGUCUUCUUUAAGUUUGACACAGUGACUGGGUUUGCGUGCAGAAACCAGGACCAGGCUCCGGUCUGUAACUGUCACGACUACAGAGUGCGCUUCAUGUGCCCCUUCCACUUCUGCCACAGCUUCUUCAAAUAUCCCUUUCUUGUCAAAAGCACGUCCAUGACUGUUCGUCCACCUCUGACCAGAGAGACACUCACCACCAGACCCACUCCAGCGAUCGCCGACUUUCACCCACAGUGCUGGACUCAGUGGUUUGACAGGGACGACCCUGCUGGUAGUGGAGACUGGGAGACUCUUAUAAAUUUACAUCUCCAAAACCCUGGAAAGAUCUGCACCAAACCCCUGCAGAUCCAGGUCAAGACCACCUCAGGCCAGUCAGUGUUGUCUACUGGCAACGUCAUCUACAAGAGUGACACAACGACAGGAUUCAUCUGUAGAAACUCAGACCAGAGAAAAGGCCUCUGUUCAGACUAUAUGGUUCGCUUCAGAUGCCCUCCCGAUUUCUGUAAACCUCCUCCACAGUGUUGGACGGAUUGGUUUGACCGGGACGAUCCCAGUGGGACCGGAGACUAUGAGACUCUCCCGCAACUGAGGUCACAGUAUCCAGGUCAGAUCUGCACCAAACCGCUCCAAAUCCAGGUCGAGACCAAGGGCGGAGUACCACUCAGCGCCACCGGAGACGUCAUCUACAAGGCCGACACUGUGUCUGGAUUCAUCUGUAGAAACGCAGAUCAGAAGAAAGGCCGGUGUAGGGAUUACAAAGUCCGCUUCAUGUGUCCUCUUAGGUUCUGUGUCCAGUCCAGGUGCUGGACGCAGUGGUUUGACAGGGACGACCCCUCUGGUACCGGAGACUGGGAGACGUUAGCUUCCCUUCACAUUUCUUACCCAGAGCAGAUCUGCGCUGCUCCUCUGCAGAUCCAGGCUCAGACGACCACAGGGCUGCCCGCCAUCGCAACCGGAAACACCUUCGCAUCAUACGACACGACUGUGGGCCUCAUCUGUAAAAACGCGGAGCAGAAGAAGGGCACCAGGUGUCAUGACUUCCAGGUGCGCUUCCUAUGUCCCCCCGACUUCUGCAGACCCAAAGGUUGUUUCACAGAGUGGUUUGACCGGGACGACCCCUCUGGCUCUGGGGACUGGGAGACUCUGUUUGCCCUGCGCGCGGAGUAUCCAGGACACGUCUGUAACAGCCCCCUGCAGAUCCAAGUGCAGACUACAGACGGGUACAGCGUGGCCGCCACAGGCAACGUCCUCUCUGCAGCGGAUGUGACGACCGGUUUCGUCUGUCAAAACUCAGCUCAGCCCGUGGGCCAUUGUCACGAUUUUAAAGUGCGCUUUGUGUGUCCAAAAGACUUCUGUCAACAAAAAGUUUGCUGGACUAAGUGGUUCGAUAGAGACGACCCCGAUGGCACUGGAGACUGGGAGCUUCUGCCUGAUCUGAGGAAACUUCAUCCAAACGAGAUCUGUGACACGCCUCUGUACAUCGACGUCAGGACCGUGGACUCCAACCAGCCCAUCACUGCUACGGGACAGGUCCUGCACAUCUAUAGUCCAACUCAAGGAUUCGCCUGUCGAAACGAAGACCAGCACGGCUGUAAAUGCAAAGACUUCAAAGUGCGCUUCGGCUGUCCCUGUAAAUGCACCGUAGACAUAAACUAAGCCCAGAUGUC